Lingula anatina is the source of this 1847-nucleotide messenger RNA. RefSeq lists its product as uncharacterized. Gene Ontology annotation, cellular component: extracellular region. Gene Ontology annotation, molecular function: chitin binding. The record is from RefSeq and is a predicted model, not a curated record. NCBI's taxonomy places the organism in Eukaryota, Metazoa, Brachiopoda, Lingulata, Lingulida, Lingulidae.
GCAGCCCCUCGCCAGUUAUAUGUCAGAGAGGAUUCUUCCAAAGCAAUGAAGCCCAACCAUCCUGUGAUGUGUGUCCAUCCGGCAUGUAUUGUGACCCCCAUGAACUGGGCAAUGUGACAGGCGUGGUGACCCCUGUGAUGUGUCCAGCUGGCUACUUCUGCCCCAACAACACUCAGUAUGCCACCCAGAAUCCUUGUGCCCCUGGAUCUUUUAGUAAUAACACUGGACUGGCCGCACAGGCUGACUGCAGUGACUGCACACCUGGGAUGUACUGUGGUACAGCAGGCCUCACAGAGCCCACUGCACAGUGCCAGGCUGGCUAUUUCUGUAAUGGCCGGGCUAGCACUGCCACACCUACAGAUGGAGCCACUGGUGACAUCUGUCCUCAAGGAUUGUAUUGUCCUCAAGGAUCGAGUGUGGGUGUCAACUGCCCGAUAGGUCGCUAUGGCAACCAGACAGGUCUAACUACGUCAACAGAAUGUACCCUGUGUGACCCUGGCUGGUACUGUCCCACACCUGGCCUCACUGCCUCCUGGGGAGAGUGUACUGCAGGGCACUACUGUGAGCUGGGGGCCACAGCAGCCAGUCCAAGGAAUGAAACCUGGGGCUACCUGUGUCCUGUGGGUCACUACUGUCCACAGGGAAUACCCACACCAACCCCAUGCCCACAAGGGACAUACCAACCUUCUGCUGAUGGAAAAGCCAAUGUGACAGACUGCCUAGCCUGUGAUGCAGGUUACUACUGCCAAGUAUCUGGAAGUGAAAAUGUCACCAACCAGUGUAGUCCAGGUUAUUACUGCCAGGGCGGCGCCAACGUCUCCACUCCCACAGAUGGUGUGACUGGAGACAUCUGUCCAGCAGGACACUACUGCCCUCUAGGGUCAGGUUCACCAACCCCUUGCAGCAAUGCCACUUACAUGAACCAUACUGGGGCAUCAGAGUGCUACCCAUGUCCAGCUGGUCACUACUGUGUCAACAGGGACAGAGCUGACCCCUGUCCACAAGGGUUCUACUGUCCAGCCAGUACUGGUGCUGAUAUACAGCCAUGUCCAGUUGGAACAUACGGUGCCACCAUCAUGCUUGCAAAUGAAACAGACUGCAACCCCUGCACUGGUGGUUUCUACUGUGCCACCCCAGGUCUCCCUGCACCCACUGCUGCCUGUGACGCUGGAUUUUACUGUACUUCAGGAGUGAACAUCUCUGCUCCUCAAGAUGGUGUCCCUUACACGGGACAGGGUGGACUCUGUCCCAUGGGAUCUGACUGUCCCGGUGGCUCUGCCUAUCCCACCAUCUGUAGGGUUGGGACAUACACCAACCAGACUGGGACAGCUGCUUGUGAUACCUGUCCUGAAGGUUUCUUCUGUGUGAAUGAGACUAUCAACCCAGAGAUGUGUCCAGCUGGUCACUACUGUCCAGCAGGCACAGAGUUUGAUGUCCAGUACCCAUGUCCUGCUGGCACUUUCAACAAUGAUACAGGGGCCAGUAACUUGACCAACUGUGUCCAGUGUUCCCCAGGGUGGUACUGUCAUGGCACAGGGAAUGUAGUGCCCACGGGUCAGUGUGAUCCUGGCUUUUACUGUCCAGGAGGGUCAUACCAGCAAAGACCAUUUGACUCUGGAGUACUGGUCAAUGUUUCAGGAUCUCUACAGAGUCUCUUCUCCAAUGACACCUGUACACCAACCUGGGACUGUGUCUGUCCAUCUUUCCUAAUGACCACUGGUGGUGUGUGUCCAAUUGGCUACUACUGUCCACAGGGCUCAGCCAACCCACUGCCUUGUGAUGGCGGGAAAUAUUGUGAGAGUCCAGGACUAGCCGAACCUACAGGUGAGAUUUUAACUACUUCCUAA